This is a messenger RNA of Tilletiaria anomala UBC 951, 1083 nucleotides long. Its product is annotated as putative PRE3-20S proteasome subunit. The record is from RefSeq and is a predicted model, not a curated record. The transcript is spliced from 5 exons. The coding region runs from base 34 to 690 and encodes 218 amino acids. Gene Ontology annotation, molecular function: threonine-type endopeptidase activity. NCBI's taxonomy places the organism in Eukaryota, Fungi, Basidiomycota, Exobasidiomycetes, Georgefischeriales, Tilletiariaceae. Gene Ontology annotation, cellular component: proteasome core complex.
CUCUAGCUCGCGAUCCUGGUUUUUAUCGCAAGAAUGAACGUCGUCGACGUGCACAGACUCAAGGAGGGUGAGGUGGACCUCGGUACAUCUAUCAUGGCUGUCGCAUUCGAAGGAGGCGUCGUCAUUGGCGCGGACUCGCGGACAACGAUGGGAUCCUAUAUUGCCAACAGAGUAACAGACAAACUGACGCACAUAUCCGACCGGAUAUACUGCUGCCGCUCCGGCUCGGCAGCCGACACGCAAGCCGUCGCGGAUAUCGUGACGUACUACAUGGCCAUGUUCGGCGUGGAGCACGGCCAGCCGGCCGUGCACACGGCCGCACACCUGUUCCAGGACAUGAUCUACCAGAACAAGGACCGCCUCAGUGCCGGCAUCAUCGUCGCAGGCUGGGACAAGAAGAACGGCGGCAGCGUCUGGAAUGUACCCCUCGGCGGCGGCCUCUUCCAGCAACCCUGGGCGAUUGGUGGCUCGGGCAGUGCAUACAUUUACGGAUACUGCGACUCGACAUGGACGCCAGGAAUGAAUCGCGAGCAGACGAUUGAGUUUGUCAAAAAUGCCCUAAGCUUGGCCAUGAGCAGAGACGGCUCAUCAGGUGGCACGAUCAGGAUGGCUGCCAUCUCAGAAGAGGGUGUUGAGCGAUUCUUUGUUCCAGGGGACCAGCUACCAGUGCUCAGUGCCAAACUCGUGUAGAACAUUGUACAACUAUGGGUAUAAGAACCACUCGACUCCAACCUGACUGCGCAGGUAUGCGGCAUUGGCAUUCUGUGCUAUGAUACAAGAAAGGGUGACUCUGAACCCAACAGACAACGGCGCACGCAGCGGCCAACGAGCUAUGUUGCUGGUCGAAGCGCGCGUAGCCUCUCAGCGAGCUUGUUGUCCUCCUUUGGUUCCGGGGCCUUCUCGGCUUGCUGCAGCUCUGCGACUUUACCCUCCAAUGCCGCUUCGCCGAGCUGGUGGUUGAGCUCGAUGCCGUUCUCAUCCGCUACCUGCUGCAGUAGGAGGUCAACCUGGUCCUGUGGCGUGACUGAUGCGGUUGUUGCUCCCAUAGUGCCUUCCAUAUACGAAGUCUGUACAUCCAUGUCU